Messenger RNA from Ananas comosus (pineapple), 1212 nucleotides. Its product is annotated as L10-interacting MYB domain-containing protein-like. The coding region runs from base 253 to 1137 and encodes 294 amino acids. The transcript is spliced from 3 exons. NCBI's taxonomy places the organism in Eukaryota, Viridiplantae, Streptophyta, Magnoliopsida, Poales, Bromeliaceae. The record is from RefSeq and is a predicted model, not a curated record.
UUUUAUGAGAAAGGCAAAUUACAUAUUGUUUGGAUUUAGUUUUAUUCAGAUACAUGGCAGUUUAGAAGGUCAUCCUAAUAUGAUCAACUUUUGAGUACAAUAUGUGUUGGAAGGGAAAUGAAUGCAUGCAUUUAGGAAUUUGUUUUCUAGCGAUUAUUUUGUGAAAUUUAUAGUAUGAAUGUAUCAAUUAUUUAGUGACUUUUUAUAUAUAUUUAUCUUUUAAUACAUAUUUGUUUACUAGAAAUCUGAAAGAUGAAUUCAUCACAAGGAGAACCAUCUACCCAAAAAGAAAAAAAAAUUAAAGCUACGUGGGAUGCAACGUUGCUUAAAAUUUUUUGCGAAAUAUGUGUUAAAGAGGUCAAUGCCGGGAACCGACCUAAUACUCAUUUGAAUAGAAUUGGAUGGCAAAAUGUGGUUAAUAAAUUUAGAGAGAAAGCAAAUAGAGCUUAUGACAAAAUACAAUUGAAAAAUAAAUGGGAUUCUCUUAGAAGGGAUUGGGUUAUAUGGAUGCAAUUAGUCGGUAAAGAGACAGGAUUAGGAUGGAAUCAUGCAAGGGGUACCAUUGAUGCCAGUCUUGAAUGGUGGGAGGAGAAAUUAAAGGUACUACCUGAAGCUGCAAAGUUUCGUGACACGGGGUUGGAGAAUGCAGCACUACUACAAGAUUUAGGUGACACGGCAUGGACACUGGCUUUAGGGACAAUGCCUCCCGAUCCAUUUCGUUCACGUGAUUUAGAGGAAGGUAGUGGAGACUCAAGUGACGACAUCAAUGUGGCAGCUAUAAAUCUUGAACCCGAGAUAGUCGAGAAAAAAAAAAUUAAGAAAGAUAGAAUUGGGUCAGCUGCUUAUAUGCAACAACAAUUAUCACGUAUAUGCGAUGCAGUUGAGAGCUUUAAUUCUCAAAGUAGCCGUUCAGUCACAUCUGGGAGCUCGACCUAUAGUUUUAAAGAUUGUAUGGAUUUGUUGAUGACGAUGAAUGAAAUUACACGAAUGAGUGCACUUUAUAUGUUUGCCAUUCGCUUAUUUAAAAAAUCGAUUAAUCGAGAGGUAUUCAUAGACUUGAAGGAACCGGAAGUGCGACUCGCGUGGCUAAAUGAUGAAUUUGAAGAAUAUACGGCGACAAAGAAACCAGCAACUUAGGAUGUUUUCCAUUAGUAUUCUGUUGUUGUACUAGUAAUAUUGUUUUAACAUUAAUGUGUGUUAUUGUGUGUUUGU